UAAGCCGUUAUGUGUACUUUAAAUUUUGUGCGUCGUUUGUGACUAUCUGGGCUGUUUCUGGAUUCUGUUGAUAAAUUUAAAGUCGUUUUCGCUUUUGUCGAGCAAACCAUAGUCGACACCCGAGAGAGGCGGCGAAUUAUAAAAAACAUAGCAGUCUCUACUAGACGGAAAUGCUUUUCAUUUCAAUGAUAACGGUUAUCACGUUUUCUAAAACAAAACGUUCCUUACAUUCUCAGUAGUACAUAAUAAUUACUUGAUGAAAGCCAGUGAAGUUAACAAAGAAAGCAAUAAUAAAUCAAUUUGUACUGUCAAAUAGUAAACGCCACUCAACUUGAGAAUUAUAUUCUAAUGUUGAUUAUUGUGUACUAACUAUAUUGUUUUCUCUUGGUGCGGUACAAGUUGAUUUUACAGCAAUAAUAUUAAUUGUUUGUAGUUUCUGUCAGACACCGACAGCGUCUUCGUCUUCAGUUAGUUUUAGCCUUUAGCUAGCCUCAGUUUUUUGGUUCUUUUAAUCUUUUAGACUCUAUAGGCUAUAGGCUUUAGGUACAGCCAUGAAUCCCAGGGCUAAAAAUCAUUUUAAUACCAUUCCGAGCCUUUUGCGUGACUGAUACCGCAGUGAUAGUGUGUAUGUACCCACACCAUAUCGGCUUAUAAAUCUCGUGCAGAGUUUUGAAAUAUUUCUGAUUAUUCUAAAGCAAAGAGCUUAAGAACUUUGAGAACUUAAGCCGCAGACAAAUCUAGAAAAAAAAAACUGAUGUCAUGUCACUCGCUGUUGUUUAGUUUACCAAAUGUUUUCACGCUGAGAAUGUUCUAUAUCUAUAAAUGGCAGGGGCUCACAUUGAUUCGAUUACGUGACUUUUAGUGCACGUUUUGAUGGGCAAGCAGUAAUUGCUUGAUAUUCGAUUGACUGAUGACAGCUAAACGUGUCCGUGAGAUAUUAUUGACCAGAUGCCAAAUCAGUCGGGUUCUUUUCAGCGAUUAUUUUGCCCCGACAUAAAAUCAGUUCCCUUUAUAGGGUGCAGGGUACUGGUGCGGGGGUUUUCCCAACAAAGUUUGAAACGGGUGGCCUGGGCCCCUUUCUCGAAAGUCCCGGUAACUUUAUAACGGAACCAAAGCCAUGUUUUAACAUCUAAAUCAACUGAAGGGAAUAGUAGAGCGGGAGUAGCUCAAAACCACUCCAUUCUGUUUCGUUUCCUGAUACCUUUAUUGUUUGAAUUUCAAAAAUAUUAAUAUCUCGACCUCGAAUGUAAACACGGCAAACAGAAAACAACGUUUCGGGAUCGGUAACUACCGGUCCUUUGAGAAAGGGGCCCCGGAUCUGCACCCAAUAGACAUCGUUUUGUUAUAGAAAAGAUAACCCUUAAAUCUGCCAUCCAUAGAAAAUGUUAGCCCUUUCACAUACCGACAAAAGACACAGAAGACACACCACAUCCUCUUUCUAUAACCUUGGACUGAGUAUCUACUUAAAAAACUUCAAUCACUUCAAAGCCGUUAGGUGCAAUUGCUCUCGAUAUUUUGAAUGGGCCUAUAAAAUACCUAACUACUUAGCGUAACGUGUUUCUAUACUUCAGGCCGACGCAUUCCACUGGAUAGUUAUUUAUGCGGUGGAUAGCGUUAUACACCUUUUCUUGAAUAACCCGGGCCAGUUCGUGAAAUCCCUGCCCUUUUGUAUACCUCCAGCCAGAAAAAGGUACCCCCUGCGGGCACAGCUUCGCCCGUAUAGUCUAUUUUGGGGAUUAUCCCCGGUUAACCCCGCCGGUGACUAGACUGGGAAUAAAACGAUACAAUAGCAAAAAAGAGACAAUAAAGAUUAUGCCUCGUAAGGUUGUCCGGACAAGCCAUUUUUUGGAAUAUUGCUAGACCAGCCAUCAAAACUCCAUUAACUCCGACAUCCAAUUUCCGGCUUCCGUUUUGUAAUGGGUCUGGAAGAGUCUGCGCUAUAUUAUCAGGAAACAGAACUUUUACGAGAACAGUAUUUUCCCAUACGAAUGUAAAUAUUAGUUGUUCAAAAGAAACCGCUGCAACAGUUUUCGACUUGGUUCUCCCUGAUCUUAAUUAAUCAAGCUCCAAAUACUGAUUUUCAUGCGUUCCUUUAAAUGCUAGUUUGAGGGUUUGGUGGAAUAUUGCGAAGCUUUAAGUCGACUCGUUUUAAUUUUUAUAAGAAUAUAUUUUAUAAGGACUACAGAAGCCUGAAAUUUGCGAAAUUUUAAGAAUAUUUUAAGAAUAAACUUGAGGCUGAGCGUGUGAAAAUCAUAUAAUUUUGUGUGUUGGAAAUUUGCAACUACGAUACAAUUACGUAGUAGUAAAUCAUAUAAUAUUCAUCCUUCUCUAAACGGCGAAACUAGUUAAAAAAACAACAAAAACAGCACUAGCUGUAUGUUCGAUGUUAUGACAUUUCUGCCAGGAGUGUGAGUGAUGUGCGUCACAUUAGGGUUUAUUGCUUGCAGUCUGGCUCGGAAAUUACUUCAGCGCUAUCAAAAGCAAAAGCCAUACGCCAUAAUCUAAGAAUAUUCACAAGAAUAUUUUCAGCCUAAAAUCGGCAGAAAAAUAAGAAUAAUCAGCCUGGGCCGGAAAAACAUAAUACUCUUAAGGGAAAAAAGAGUGUAACGGCGCUACAAAGUAGCGAUCCCAAGUGAAAAUCGACUUUAGUUGAAAACACUAGUGGAUGAUGCGGCUGGAUGCCAAAAACAAUACAUCGACUCUUCUGCUGGGUGAAAAUUCUUUACAACAAUUCCUGUCAUCUUUGGUCUGCAAAUUGCUGACCUUUUUCUCAAUAUAAGACUAGUUGCUUCAUGCUUGCAGUAUAUUUGCCGGAAGUAAGACGGAACGACCGAUACAUGGUGCACGUUUUUAGCUAUUUUUAGCUACCGAGGGUAUGCAUUUUACUGUACCAAUAGGAAAAGACGUCUGUAUCCUAAAGUAACUCGUUAGUUUACUUCCGACCUCAACUGUGUAUUCCGUAGUUGAUGAUUUGUCAAUUAAUUCUCAUCACCCAUCUGUUUAGCAAAGUAUUGAAGUUGUUAGGAGAAUUAAGAUUUUGGUUAUUUUUGGGAAUCAUUUUAGUAACCAUUUCAUGGUGAAAUGUGACACUUACCACAAGCAUGACAUAUGUCUCCCAUUCACUUUCUAACACCAAUUUACAUGUAAAUUGAUCAUAUAAAUCGUAUAAGAAUGAGAGAAAUUUGAAUUUUCUAUCACUCGUGAUGCCCGCUCCAAUAUCCCUUAUGAUUAAAAUUUCAUAGAUGUUACAAGUGAUAAAACACUUAGAAACCUUUAUACUUAUAAAUAUAGUCUUUCAUUAAAACGUGGAACUUCUCACGGCCUGUGGCUACGUGCACGAGUAACACGAGAGGCUGUUCGUUUUGUCCACAUUAUGGACAAUGGUGAAAAAUUUGAGCAUAAUAAUUAAUUUCCACGGCCCUAGUAGGUACUAUUGCAAAUAACGAAAUUUAGAGUGACUUCCUGUUCACCUGCUAAAAUAGUUUUAAAAUACGUUUGGCUCGCUGUCCCUCAUACUUUAAGGCAGAGUUCACAAAAGGUGGCCAAGCAUUCAUUCGCCGUUUAAAACAGGGGUACCCAAGAUGACAAACGUUACUCCAACUAGCGAACCUGAAACAAGUGUCCCCGAAGUGGAACCCACGUUUGAAGUUGCCUUCGAGCCCCUGCCACAUUGGGACCAAGCGAGGGAAACAUGGCAAUGGGCCUGGGACCUUCACUGGGCAGGGCUUGGUUGCAUGUUUGCUCUUCUCGCGCUAUACGCGCUUUGGUCCCUCAUUGACUUGGCGGCAAGCAAACACAGACGAAAACCUCUCCUUGCGUUGGCAAUAAGCUCGCUUCUUCUUCUAUUUGGAUCCACACGAGCUGCGUUCUUUUUUAUCAACCCCUACGAGUCCGAAGAAUGUUUCUUACCAACUGGCACUUGCCCAGUGAUAUUGACCAGGACAUUGUUUGGUAUUGCCCUACCGUGCAUUACCGCCUCGUUCUUCCUUGUCCACUUAGCGUUUCUCCAGUUGUCAAAGUUAAAACUCUACCCUGGAAAGUUACAGAGCGUCAAGUUUGUGACUUGCGUUAUCGCAUUCCACUUUGCGCUCACGCUGAUAGCAGAAGUCAUGAUAUCAAUGUACGCGGACUGGAAAGCGUUCAGCAUCGUUUGCGAGACGUUUUUCAUCCUCCUAAGCUUCAUACUGUCCGUGAGUUUUAUUUACAGUGGAAGAAUCAUUCUCAAAUCUGUGCAUGAAUCACGGUCGUCAGUUCGCCGCUUUAGCGGCCUAAAUGGAAAUUUUAGACUCAACCCACCUCCAAACGUGGCGAAACUCGUCAAGAUAACUUACAUAACUGUAUUCCUGGGCAUAACCUGUGUUGUGUUGAAGCUGUACUCGAUAUUCGUUUUACACAACAUGUAUUCUAACGACGGAGCUGCCAUACCCAAACCGUGGCCUUGGCUUAUAUUCGAAACGUCGUAUAGACUUGUAGAAUUCGGGCUUGGCUGUACAAUGGCUUACGUAAACCCGAGACAAGCUUCCUACAGGAGGAGGUCCAGAAGUGGGAUAUUUUUGAUGCAAUGCAAGUUAAGAGCAGGGUCGUCCUUGUAUAUACAGAAUAACCAGAGCAGUGGGGACAGUGGCGAUCUUGCCUCCGCGACUCCUUCCGCGCGAAAGUCUGUGCCUACAGUGGAACUGGGGACUGUGAACGAGGGAGGGAAUUUCUCCUUCUUUGAGGGACAGGAUAAAAAUGAAUCACAGUUGAGACCAACUUAAGUUUUUCACGAGAACCUCUCUUCUGUCACCUUACUUUGAAGAGUAAAGGAGAAAACGAGAACACUGCGCUUACUAAGAGGGAAACAUUUUGUCCUUCAUCUGUUAACAAACAAUUAGAAAGAGAACGAUACGAGAAGGGCCAAGUCCAGCUCCUACAGGUUGACGCGCGAAAUCACCCAAGUGAAGAAUCUCAACCUCUCUAUCAACAUGCUCGCAGUAGUAGUGAAAAGAAAGAAAAUGUAACUGAUUCAAUCCUCGGCCAAAUAAGACCUUUUGACAUUAGCCAUUCCUCCAGUAAAGGCAUUUAACUUUGUCUUGUUUAUGACGAACAUCGCGUCAGAUUAAACCACCUUGACCCCAGGAACCCUUUCCUUUGCCUCCCUUGACGUUGAGGAGAAACACCCGUCUUUCUCCUCAAAGGAGAGAGAGCCCGGGAAACAGAAUGCCGGACGUUGUUAUUUCCCACGGACCUUUGACCAAUUCCGUUUGUCGAACUGACAUCUGAAGCGAUGGAUUACAACUAGAUUACAUUUGAACUGUAGUGCAUUCUUCUAUACGAAUAACCAAUUACCCAGCGUGCGGGCUUCUCUAAUUAAUUUCCUUGUAACGCAGGCUAGGGGGUCAACAGCCACUAAGCAUAGCCGAAGAAAAACGACUCGACAAGAGCAACGCAAGUAGCACACCGCAAGAGCGGGACAGGUCAUGUGACCCAAAAACCACCAUUGACUAAGCCCUAUACUUGAUGGCUAAAAAUGAGUGAUAGUUUCGCCCGGCAAGUCUAGAAUAUGAAUUGAUUCUGUACCAGCACGUGGUACGUAGUACAUACAUUGAUACAUGGUACAUGCAUUGAUUCGGUACCAGAAUGUAACGUGGCUACACUUAAAAUCCAAUUUGUCUUAUAUGCUUCUGGUCUGAAUAACCAGCGAAAUAACACAACCCCGAUAUAAAGUGCACCGUCAACUCGGAAAAGCAAAAGAAAGCGAAGCCAAAAAGAAAAUUCCAAUUAUUACAUAACAAUGUCGUUCGACUAUAUGCUCUUUCAUAUCAAAGAUUUCCAUACAUUUACAGUUAGUUUGCCGCUACAUUAUGAUGGAUUUCUUAAUUCUCCCCAGCUAUUUCCUUCACAGUGUAUCGACGUAAUAAAAAGAAAGUAGAUGUGAAGCUUUUAAUAAAGUGUUUUAAACUGUU
This is a messenger RNA of Orbicella faveolata, 5945 nucleotides long. RefSeq names its product proline-rich transmembrane protein 4-like. The record is from RefSeq and is a predicted model, not a curated record. NCBI's taxonomy places the organism in Eukaryota, Metazoa, Cnidaria, Anthozoa, Scleractinia, Merulinidae.